Diaporthe batatas is the source of this 5539-nucleotide messenger RNA. RefSeq lists its product as uncharacterized. Bases 248 to 1075 code for a protein of 275 amino acids. The record is from RefSeq and is a predicted model, not a curated record. NCBI's taxonomy places the organism in Eukaryota, Fungi, Ascomycota, Sordariomycetes, Diaporthales, Diaporthaceae. Gene Ontology annotation, biological process: poly(A)+ mRNA export from nucleus. The transcript is spliced from 2 exons. Gene Ontology annotation, cellular component: nucleus.
GUCCCAAUGCCAACCGCCCUUGCUCUGUCUACCGCGCUCAACCAUUUUCAUCCUUUCAACCUUUCAACCUUCCAACCUGUCAACCUUUCAAACUUCCCGCCCACUCCUCCACUUCCACAGAUCCCUUCAGCCUGGUCGCAUACACAGUGUCUUGACCCUUUAGCUUGACCCGCCCUGGUCGUUGCUUUCCCGCUGCGCCCACCUCACCAACUGCGAUAUCUAACCCUCACACCCUACCGCCGCCGAAAUGACAGACUACGCGAGCCUCAAGGUCCCUGACCUCAAGAAACUUCUCCAGGAGCGCAGCCUCCAACAGUCAGGCAACAAGGCAGACCUCAUUGCGCGACUACAGGAACAUGACAAAAGCCAGGCCGAGGACGUGAUUGACUGGGACGACGAUGACACUAAGGUUGCCACUGCCGCUACCAAGAAAGACGAGCCCAAAGCUGCUGCUCCUGCCGCCGCAAAGGCACAGGCGGACACCCCAGCCGCACCACCAGCUGCACCUGUCGAGGCCGAGCCUGCCAAAUCAGCCCCCGCCCCUCCUGAGGAGGCUCCCAGUACCGAGACGGAGAAACAAGAUUCUGCCAGUGCGCCGGUAGAAGAUGGCGCGUCUGCCCCGACCGAGGAGAAGCCAGCCGAGCCCGCUGAGAGCUUCGCGAUUGGCCUGGAGGCAAGCAACGCCGACGAAGAGCUUAAGAAGCGCGAGGCGCGUGCCAAGCGUUUCGGGAUCACCACUGAUUCUAACUCUGAGGAGGCAAAGAAGCUCGAGCGCGCCAAGAAAUUCGGUGCCGACAACUCAGCAGUCGUAAAGGGUCUCGAUGCGGCUCUGCCCGAGCGUCGCCCCAAGCGCGGUCGUGAGCAGGGCGACCAGGCCGAAGGCGGAGGGAAGAGGCAACACUCAGAACGCCGCAAUGGAGGGCAGAACAGGUCUAGAGGCGGUCGUCGCGGUGGUGGCCGUCCCAGCAGGAACGAAGGCGGCGGCGGCGGCGGCGGUGGGAGCAAGAUACUUGCCGACCCCACCGAGAAGGCGAAGGCUGAAGCUAGGGCGAAGCGUUUCGGCGGCGGCAAUUAGGACAUGCGGUCGCAAAGCGUUCUUUCCAGUGCUUCAGAACAGGUCAAGGCCGAGGCCAGAGGCCGGCGAUUCGGCACCAGCGCCUAUUAUCAACCAACGGGAGGCAUUCUGGAUGAUCCUGUGGAGCGAAAGAAGUCCAUGGCUCGAGCGAGACGAUUCGGUACUGCUGAGUAAGAUGAGACCUGCGGUGCUCCUCCCCGGGGUACCUGGUCCUUUGGUACUGCCUGCAACGGCACAUGGUGGAACGUCACUGGCAGGCAAGCUCUGCGACUGGACCACUGAACCAUACCCUGACACCGGCUAGUUGCGACAAAACACCAGUUACACGUUGAAAAACAGCUGCGCCCGAAUCCUCGUUGAAAGUAGUCUUUGUACACUUAGGAGGAUCAUCGCGACUAGGGAAGACAGUGAUUCUUUUGGAGUUCGGAUUCCGCUGGCGUCAGAGACGCCAGAGACGCCAUUCGUCGUUUUUCUUUCAGUACCAGGACAGGAUCAAUGCUUAUACCCAUAACUCACAUUGGCCUUGGCCGCCCAAUAUACCUCCUCUUGAAAGGAAUCUCUCUCCUUUCCCAAUCGCCCAUCAGAACGAUUGAUAUGCUCGCCAUUGUUGUCCUACAGCGGAGGCCACAGCAGCAGGAUUACAAGCCGCGGAUGGGAAAUCAUGGAGAAUGAAGAGAAGAUAUCCUGGACACAACCAGUGUUUUAAUUCCAUUCCAAUCCCCAGUGUUGUCGAGGUCAUCUUCUACGUUGGAACGCCAACCGUAUCCAGGUUGCAGAUCGACGUGAGGAAAGUGGUGUUGAAUCCAGCCCAUGCUUCCGAAUUGGCUCGCAUAGAGCGACAGCAGACGCCGCCGUCCUUGUUCGAUCAUGCAGCAAAAGUCCGCGGUCGCGUUGUGCGAAUCCGCGCACAAUGCACCCAAAACUUAUGCUGGGUUGCAUGAGCCAUACAUAUAUAUAUAGGAGGAUGUAGCCGUCCACGCCUGCUGUGCCAGGACAAGAUGACUUUCGUGUCCAUUGUGAAGCGGCCCGAGUCCUAUAGGGUCCUUGAGCCUCCCAGAGUGCUCGGGAAUCAGCUUGUCCUUCCGAGACCAUCCGCUCCGCGACAAGCUAAUUGAAAUUUGGCGGUUGGCAGUCAGUAACUUAAGCAGCCAGCUAUCACCGAAUGCGUGAGAGACGGCUCCAGCGGCACUUCCUUACUUGGUGGACGGACCAUUUGAAGCAACGUACCCGCACGGACUUGAUGGGACCGAGUUUCUGGCACCGACGUCUGCGAUAAUAUCGGGGUAAUUUGUUUCUCUUGCGUGGACUGAAGCAGCUUGGACUGAAGCAACUGUGAUUGAUUCCGAUGCAUUCGACGGAAGCCGCUCACUGAACGAUGCGAGAUGCGGUCAUCAUUUACUCGUGGGCCAUCACAUCACGCACAUAUUUGUAAAGAGCUUGAACUUGCUGGCCUCAUAACCAAACUUCCACGAGGCAGGCUCGGUCUGCCGAGGGCAUAUCUGCGCAGCCUCUGACCAGUGACUUUCCAGUCACUUCUCCUACAUUCUACAAUAUCGAGCGAGGCCUUGGACCUUUAUAAUGCUUGAAGAGCGAGUGAUAAUGAGGUCCAAACUCGCGCGGGUCGGGAGAAAUGUCAAGAAAAGCCCGUCAACGGCGGCACAGCUGUCAACGCUAUCUGCAAUUACAGUCGCGUGCAAAGUCUGACGUACCCAAAGAAAACACUAACACAAACCGUUCAUAUUACCAAUGAUAACGAACAUGGCGUGUUUCUCGUCGGAAAAACAAGGAAUGAUCAUCUCGGGCACCAAGGAGGUCGUACUACGGGAAUCCUCGUGAGCGCCCACGCUGGAGCGAGAUGGGACAGACAUGGACGUCAAGGGAGGCUCCAGGACGACUGGGGCGGGGCCCAGGAUUCCGGUCCCAGUGGUCUCACGUAUUUUUGCGAUGACACCAACAGAAGGAUUCGCAAUUCCCUCACAGUACCACGAUGUCUGCCACCUCCCACAGGUCGCGCUUGGCGCGGAGAGGCUACCCGAGCACGACAAGGGCUGUUGGAGAGUCAUUUUACAUUACGGAAUAGUCUCCACUGUCUGUUGGUACUUUGCCGUGGCAACAGCGAGCCGUCAGCUUCAGUGUUGAAGUCGACAACGAACUGCCGGCGUUCAAGUUGGCACAUCCGGUGACUGUGCAAAGGAGCGGAUGAUUCAUGGGGAAUGUGCAGGAUCAGUAGUGUGCAUAAAUGCAGUCAAAGUUGGCUUCCCCACCUGUCACAGCGGAUCUCUAUUUUGAAGUAUCGAUACGGCCAAUAAUCCCAGUCAAGGUGCCCGUGUGCCGUGUACGCGCUGUUGCGACGUACCUGGUGAUGGGCGCACAGUUGAUCUUCAGAGUUGUUCUCAAUUUCUGGCUCGACGAAGACCGACAUCGGACUCUUUGCGAAAGUAACACACAAAAUAACACCACAGCAGCUAGGAACCGGCAGAAGUGCGGUCGGCAACACAGAUGGGUGCCAUCCGCGCAAGCAGGAAUUGCGGCGGUUGGGCCACAGACGAGAUGAACGCCGGUGGAUUGAUAUGCUCGAUCCCAAUCUCAUGGGUGCCGAAUCAGGUGACCCAAACCUCAUGUGGUGCACACGCCUUGUCACGCAGCAAGAUGCGUCCCUAUCACACGCGUUCGAGGGUGGAAGAGGGUGUACACAAGUAGUGUGGGCAUCCAUCGGCAGCAAACUUGUUUACCCUAAUAAGCGCUGGAUGUGGAUCAUGACUGCAUGCAUGCAGCCAGCCAGCCCGCAGCGGGGCGUCGCCGAGGGAAGGGAAGUGUGGGCUGCCCGCACCCUGUCUAGUCCAGACACAGUCGGGUCAAGACUGUUGGUGUGUGUAGUGCAAUACGAUAGUGCUGGAGACAGGAUGGUGGGCCUCGAUGUGAUGCUAUUCGCAAGAAUGGGCGUUGGUAAUCGAGAGUGUGGAUACCCCCCAAACGUGCGGAAAUGAUCGGUGCCCACUCGCACUCAGCGGCAUCUAACUGUGCCAGCAACAAGAAGACCCCAGAGAAAUCCCUGCUGGGGCCAGCAGAGGGCCCGGGACCUAUCAACGGGCUCAGAUGGUGAAUCUGAGAUCUCAUAGGCCACUAGGCGGCUGCUCCCAUCUGCGGGUCGCCCCUUUUGGUGAGCCGCUGUCAGUGCCAGGCAUGGCCCGAACUGUUUGUGGGAGAUUUGUUGACAUGUGGGGAGUGAUGAGAACUGAUUGCGAAUCUGUCUCCUCUUGGCCAACAGAGUGGAUAUUCGCGAAGUCCCUUCCUUCAGUCUCCACAAGUGGAGGGCCAUAAUGUCUCGACUGCCGGCGUGCAGAGAGAGGGCUGAGGGUCCAUCCAGCAUGACCUCCUACGCCCAGUACACUAAAUCCUCGCCUACUGGGCGCGACUGUUACCUCGCCUCACUUUCAGAAUCCUACUCAGCUUCACAGAACCCCCACGACUCAGCGCGGGAAAUGGACCUCGGGAGAGGAACGCGGGGACGCCAGGCCUCGGUCGCGGCAAGACGGGCAGGAUGAGACACAGAUCGGCACGACUUCGGACGAGCCUGUCCGGUCACGUUCCAAUUCCCAUGGCGCCUGAGGUUGUAUCCAGGGGCGUCGCCGUCGCGCGUUUGCACUGCCGUGGAACACAUGACCUCCAGAUCUCCUGAGGAAGAAACUCACCGCUCGAAGUCUAUGGGGUCCCCUGGGGUUGGUGGGACAGAGGACGCCGCUCACCGUUCAACAAAGUCUAGGGACCAGCCGAGCCGAGGUUGAGGAGAGAACUGCGAACGUGUCUCAGACAGAGAACCUCGGGGUGCGUGGAUUGGCGAAAAUGACGCAUGGGCUGGACCCUGCUCACCGAGAUGUCCUCGUGACACCUCGCUCUGAAGGAGUCGGCGGCAGCAGCAAAGCUGUACCACCGCGCGCGCGAGGAGGGCCCUCGUCUCAUCCUUGGGUCCCGCUACUGCGGCGCACACUUUUCCUUGCGAUACACAGCAUACCAGCCCAACGAUGUUACACCAAACUUGCUACAACUUGUGUGGGAGAAUGUUUGUAGGUGGCGGUGGUCAUUCACAAAACCGCAGUCGCGCAUGGUGCGCCGUACCGAGUGAGGUUGAGCCUAUGCCCAGCAAGAGUCAUCGUACUCGGGAGGGCUCCAACCAACGGGGUCUUCCAUGACCUGGCGCUUAAGCUCGGCUACCCAAUGGAUUGUGCUUGAUGGACCCCUGCUGGCGGGAGAGGUUAUGAGUGGGGACUGGCCCCAGCUCAGCAAUGGACAAGGGUUGCCAGUCGAGAUCUUGUUCGUGGUUUUUCGAGGGUUCAAUGGUCCUUUGGGAGACGGCUGACAGAGGAGCCGAGCCCAGAGGAUCAGGAGACGAGAAUGCGUAUGACGAUGGCAAGACGUGUCAUCAUCGUUUGUAGGAGGCUGAAUCAAUUCUGAAUCAAUUCUUGA